Molecule: messenger RNA, 1753 nt
Organism: Peromyscus maniculatus bairdii (prairie deer mouse)
Lineage: Eukaryota; Metazoa; Chordata; Mammalia; Rodentia; Cricetidae
Source: RefSeq, a predicted model, not a curated record
UCUUCCUUGCUGGUCGAGGAGCGCGCCGCAACUGGUGCCGAAACCCGGGAAGGAAACUUCGGACACCAGGUGAGGGGUCGAAGAGGAUUCAGAAGUCAACACACGGAGUGGUGACGUUGGAAAGUUCUCCAGGAACGGUGACGCCGGUAAGUUUGCCAGGAACGGUGAUGACGUCGGUAAAUUCUCCAGGUAUGCUGAUUGCUGGGAUUAAUCCGUUUGUGUUUGCUCUUGUGUUCAUUCUUAUGACAAUUGUUGUUCUUCUUUGCUGUUUUUUACAUGCAUGUCUUAAGGAAGGACACAAUGUGGAAAUCAUUAGAAAGGGACGCAAGGCAUUAAUUAAGCACCAGGAUAGUCUAUCAGAAUCAGACUUUAAAGGGGAGAACUUAAGUAGGCCUAAAAAGAAGAAAGAAAAGAGUAAAGAAAAGGAAAAUAAAGAAAAUAAGCCAGAAAAGGAAGGAAAUUCAGAGAAGAAAGGGAACCCUUUUUAUCUAGUAUUAGAGGAAUUUGCAAAACUUGAUUUAUCUGAUAAUGAAUUAGAUUCAGAUGAGGAGGAAAAUUUAGAGAAAGCUGCAGCUGAAUAUGAGGAAGAGAGAUAUGGGUGGCAGCGGCCUCCUCCUUAUAAUGUUUCUGCUGGGGUGAAUGUGGAACCAACGGCGCCUUCGGGACCACAUCCACCCCCGGCACCACUUUCGUAUCUACAAACAGGUGGAGGUUGUCAUUUUAUCAGGAGGGACACCUGGGCGCGGCUAGCAUCCGCGUUUCCAGUUUUUGAAGAUCCGCAAUCAAACAACAGGUAUCAUGAACCUGUGCCUUAUAAAUAAUUAAAAGACCUGGUAGAGGCUGCUCGAGCUUACGGAGUAACAGCCAGUUAGUGUGCAGUUUCAGAAUGGUUCCCGAGCAGCGAAUUUGUCUAAACAAUUGUCUAGUUAUCUUAUAGGAAAUUGGUCCGGAGAAUUUGAAGAGACCUUGGAGAAACUGAGAGUGGUGGUGGUGACCAUUGACUCCACAAGAGUGGAUCUCAGCCUGGCAGAGGGACUGUCUUCCUGGAUCGCUUCUGCCUUCUCCCUGUUUAAAGAAUGGGUGGGGGUGGAUAUAUUUUUGGCAUGCUGCCUUGGAGGAUGCGUGUUUUGUCUGUGGUUGGUCUGCCGUUUGCAAGCACGUACUAAAAAAGGACAAGGUCAUUAUCACUCAAGCAUUAGCCGCUUUGGAGUGUGGCUCCUCCCUUCAGAUCUGGCUUUACCUAAUAUCCACACAGCCUUUGCACCCCCAGGACUGGUUAGUCCAUUGCACUCGGGAAGGUAUGUGGACAGCUUUCACAUACUUGUAUUGAGCACAGGAUGCCAGGCUCGUGCACUGCACUUGAAGUGUAGGACAUUUUCCUUCCUUCAAGGAGAGCAAGUCUGAUUGCAUAUGGAGUCACAUAGCCUUUGCACCCUUAGGACUGGUUAGUCCAUUGCACUUGGGAAGGUAUGUGGACAAUUGUUACAUGUAUAGCCUUUGCACCCCAGGGACUGGUUGGUCCAUUGCACUCGGGAAGGUAUGCAGGCAAUUAUGCACAGUUAACUCAUCCUCGAUCGGUCAACACAUCAUGAGGUGGGGACCUGAUUGGAUGAAAUACUUGUGUUGCAGAAAUCAGACCUAUACUCUCUCCUGCUGCUUAAUUAAUAAAGAGGGGGGAGAUGUAGGGAGCCACCAUUCUAAGAUGGCGCUGGCUUCCUGGUAGCCUAGCUGUAAACAACUCCAUAUUUGGCUA